AUGGGAUCAAGACUGCACCAUGACUGGUCAGAGUUGGCUCCGGAAUGUCUCCUAGACAUUUUCUCACGGCUGAGCAUGGGGCAACGAUGGAACGGACCAAUGCUGGUCUGCAAGACAUGGAUGAACUUAUGUCAAGACCCGUCCUUCAACACUGUCUUGGAUCUCGAAGCUGAGUUUCUGUCUUCCCCUGAGUCGUUUUACUGGUGGAGCCCCGAAUUCGAGGAAAAAGUGGACUCAACCAUCCGGUCUGCUGUCGACCAGAGCCAAGGCAGUCUGACGGAGGUUCGAGUCAGACAUUGUACGGAUAAAUCUCUCUCAUACGUCGCCGAGAGGUGCCCAAAUCUUGAGAUACUUUGGGUUAAAUAUUGCCCAAAGGUUACAGAUGUGUCGAUGAGAAAGAUAGCAUUAAACUGCCCUAAGCUUAAAGAACUUGAUGUAAGCUGCUCUUUUAAAAUAUGUUGUGCGUGUAUGAAAAUGGUGGGUACGAAUUGCAAAAAUCUUCAGAUUCUGAAACGGAACUCAAUGCAGCCUUCCGAGGUCAAGAGGUUAAGGCAUUGCACCUAUGUGCAGUAUCUAUCUUUCGAGUAUCAUGGGGACAUUGAAGCGGAUACGAUUGUUAGACACAUGAGUCAGUUGAAGCACCUGGAACUUCGACUAUUCUCCACAUUGACUGAUAGUGCAAUUGUCGAUCUUUGUGAAGGAUGUUCGAAUCUAGAGUACUUGGACUUGUUCGGGUGUGGGCGCUUGACUAGCAAAGGUGUUACUAAAGCUAUCUCAAAGUUGAAGAAUUUGAAGGUGAUCAAGAAACCAGAUUUUGAUGUUUUGGGUGAAGCUCUGGGAAUGGAUGUUGAAAUUGAUCUUGAAUGGUUAAAUAAGUUGUUUGAAGAAUACGAUGGUGUUGAACAUAAUGGAUGACGA
This is a messenger RNA of Brassica oleracea var. oleracea, 918 nucleotides long. RefSeq names its product putative F-box/LRR-repeat protein 19. The transcript has 2 exons. The record is from RefSeq and is a predicted model, not a curated record. Gene Ontology annotation, molecular function: protein binding. The coding region runs from base 1 to 915 and encodes 304 amino acids. NCBI's taxonomy places the organism in Eukaryota, Viridiplantae, Streptophyta, Magnoliopsida, Brassicales, Brassicaceae.